AUGUCUCCUCGCACCUGUCUGACGCUAGAACAAAAGCUCCAAGUGCACCUAAAGCUCGAGCAGAAUCCUGGCAUGAACAACCCCAUGCACGCCGAGUGGAUCUACGCAACUUUCAAGGCCCGGGUCAGCCAUGCCACACUCGCCCGACUGCGCAACCUGCCUUCUUCCUACUUCAGCCACGUCGACCUGAGUGCGACCAAGCGGCGCCGAGUGAAAUUCCCUCAGUUCGAGCGGGAACUGAGGGAUUUUUUCUUUGAGAACGAAGCUAAAACGGCGAUGGCGGACGACCAUCGAGGGCCGCUCUUCAAGCUGACGGUGAACCCCGGUGGCCAAGCUGCUGCCGCGGCGCAGCUCAAAGAGCGCUUUAUCUCGACGUCAGCCGGCGCCAGCGCCCGCGAUCGCGACCCCGCUCAACCCCCAGACGAGUUCCUGCGAAGACUCAGCACCAGCUACGUCGUCGCGGACGCCUUCGUGUGCCUCGUGGUGUCGCUGCUACUGCAGCUCGUUACCCACCUGCAGGGCUCGGGCGACUCACUGCUCAGCCACCUGUACGCGCUGAUCUUCGGUAAGAUGGAGCCCGAGGGCGUGUACCGGAUCAUCAGCAUCACGCAGCGCUUCAGCUCCGAGGGCCACAAGAUCUGGGACUACGAGCAGCAGAACCACCUGCUGCAGAAGGCCAUCUCGCUUUACCUGGCCGACAAGAAGACGAACAAGACGCUCGCGGACGGCGAAGACGACGGCGAUGACAUGAGUCCUCGUACGACUCGGACGAUGGCGAGGGCUACUGCGGCGCUGUGGACGGAGAACGAGUGGAUCGAGGUGGAGGAGGGCGUCCAGUUCAAGCUCGAGACCGUCGAGCCCGAGGACAAGAAGGAAAAGAAGACCAAGACGCUCACGGAGACCAACGACAUGGAGCGCAAGCGAUACACCAAGGGCACGCUCCACUACUACUGCAUCCAGACUGGCGGUUCUAGCAUUCUGGAUAAGGUCGCGCAGAUGAAGUACAAGCUGUACGCGCUUGGCAAGAAGACGCUGGACAACUUCUUUUUCGAGGAGAUGGAGGGCGUGUUGCAUCCGGUCGACAACUUCGAGUCGCGCUCGGGCAACAUUCUCGACGCCGGCCAUAUCGUGACGAUUUCGCUCCACAAUAUCCACACGAACCAGCAGCUGCUGGACGCUCUUCGACAGAAGUUCGCGGUGCAAGGAUUGGAUUCGCCGGUCGAGAUGGAUUUCGAGGACGUGUUUGUUAUGGAAGACAUCGACUGCGCGUUCUCCAUCGUGAACGCCCGCAUAGACAGCGACACGAAGGCAAGCGAGGCCGCGCGCAUGUUCGACAGCCAGAAGAAGGCAAUGGUGGAGGUCCCCGAGGACGGAGGGGCGGCCCCCAUGCUCAAGCCGAAGGACUUGAAGACAAGCUGA
Messenger RNA from Phytophthora sojae, 1419 nucleotides. RefSeq lists its product as hypothetical. The record is from RefSeq and is a predicted model, not a curated record. Bases 1 to 1419 code for a protein of 472 amino acids. Lineage: Eukaryota; Oomycota; Peronosporomycetes; Peronosporales; Peronosporaceae. The transcript has 7 exons.